ACGUUCCGCACUGACUUAAAAGCGGCGCUAUUAUCGAAACUUAAGCAGAUCUGUUUAGCAAGUGUUUGCUUUAGUCAUUUUUAAAAACUGUGGUAACGUUGUGUUGUUUCCCCUUUGUCGUCCUUUAAAAAUGUCUGGACUAGAUGUUACCGUAUUUCCACACGACUUUGCGUGGGGAGCUGCGACUGCUGCUUAUCAAAUAGAAGGUGGCUGGAAUAUGGAUGGUAGAGGCCCCAGCAUAUGGGACACAUUCUGUCAUGCCAAAGGAAGGGUGUUUAAAGACCAUACUGGAGAUGUAGCCUGUAACAGUUAUCAGCUCUGGGAAGAAGACCUAAAAUGUAUCCAACAGCUUGGACUCACCCAUUACCGUCUGUCCAUAUCCUGGUCACGGCUCCUUCCCGACGGAACCACAAAUCAUGUCAAUCCAAAAGGAGUGGCGUAUUAUAACAAAGUGAUCGAUGACUUGAUUGCUUGUGGUGUGACCCCCAUGAUCACUUUGUAUCACAUGGAUUUACCACAGGCCUUACAGGAUCUUGGCGGGUGGAGCUCGACAGAGAUUGCAGACAUCUUUGAAAAUUACGCCAGGUUUUGCUUUAAGACCUUUGGGGACAGAGUGAAGCUCUGGAUCACAGUGAAUGAGCCCUAUGUUUGUGCCAAGCUGGGCCAUGAGGAUGGCAUCUUUGCCCCUGGGAUCAAAAAUCCAGGAAUAUCAGUCUACUUGGCGGGCCAUAACAUGCUGCGCGCCCACACCAAAGCCUGGCAUAUUUAUAAUACCCAUUUCAGGCCUUUACAAGCAGGGCAAGUAUCUCUUGCCCUAAACAGUGACUGGGUAGAGCCAUUGGACCCAGGCUGUCCUAAAGAUGCUGCAGCUGCUGAGCGCUACAAGGCCUUCACUCUGGACUGGUUUGCCUGUCCUGUGUUUUGCACAGGAGAUUACUCAGAGUCCAUGAGGGCCAGGAUUGAGACAAGGAGCUUGGAUCUGGGAUGCAAACAGGGCUCACGGCUACCACGCUUCUCAAAGGAUGAGCCCUCUCCUCUGGGCACGGCAGAUUUCUUUGCACUGAAUUAUUACACGUCCCGGAAAGUAAAAGAUUUAAAUGAUGCUAGUAUGAAGAACAAGCUCAGUUUUGAGAGAGACCAGGGGGCAGAGGGUGUUGUUGAUCCAUCGUGGCCAAUAUGUGGGGUGCACUGGUUGGCUGUUGUUCCUGAGGGAUUGCGUAAAUUGCUAAAAUAUAUAAAGGACACGUACACCAGUCUGCCCAUUUAUAUCACAGAAAAUGGCUUUUCGCAGGUGGGGCCGGUUCAGAUAGAAGAUGCUGACCGUUCCCAGUUCUAUCAGGACACUCUGCAGGAAGUUGGUAAAGCCAUCAGUCAAGAUAGGGUGAAUGUAAAGGGAUAUUUUGCCUGGUCACUGCUGGAUAACUUUGAGUGGAGUGAUGGCUACAGUGUGCGCUUCGGCCUGUUUCAUGUGGAUUUCUCUACACCUGAAUUGAAGCGCACCAUUUACCGCUCAGGUAGAGAGUAUGCUGCCGUGAUAUCCAGUCAUCGAUCUCAGACCAAACCCAAGAACAUUUAACAAAAUUCCUAAAAUCAACAUAGUAUUACACUUGAACGAAUGACGUCUAAUGAAAAUUCCAUUUUGUUUUUGGGAGCGUAAAUAAUGAUGAGCCUAUCAAAAAGUGGUUACUUUACUGAGUUAUUUGCUGUAAAAUUGAAUGAGUCACACAGUGCUAUGAGAAAAGUCCUGUUAAAUUGAAAUUUAAUUUUAUUACUUAAGUUGAUGGCUCUUGAACAUUUAGUCAAGACAUCCACUUGCUUUUGCUUCUGUUAUAGGAUGAACGUAUGUCAUUUUCUUAUAUUUUGUGCAUAAUACUAUUGUGGACUAUUAAUAACCUAAGUAUUUUUUGAGCUGGAUGAAAUUGGAUCACUUCUGAAUCACAAUCUUUGCAAAAAGCAGGCAUUGGGUAUUCAAAAGAUGCAUAUGGACAAUAUCUGAUUUCUAUGAGUGACUUUCUCUGACUGUGGAAGAAAUCUAUUCUUGUGCACAGAAAAAAAAUGCAUAAUAAGGAAAAAAUGUUUAAAUAUGGUGACUUGGGAAAGAUUGAUUUACCAAGAAUUCCCAGUAGAGACGCCAUCACAGAUGAAUAUUACAUACAGAAAAUCAGGGUUUCAGUUCCAGCGUUUUGUUGAUAUAUACUGCCUCUGUGUGGUCCAAAGUGGUAUUAUACUUAGCACAGCAUUUUGUGCGUGUAUAUCGGCUUGCAUUGCUUUAUAUGAGUCCUGCAGGCAUUAAACAAACCGAAUGGUGUAAGAUGA
Messenger RNA from Labeo rohita (rohu), 2316 nucleotides. RefSeq names its product glucosidase, beta, acid 3 (gene gba3). The transcript has 5 exons. NCBI's taxonomy places the organism in Eukaryota, Metazoa, Chordata, Actinopteri, Cypriniformes, Cyprinidae. Gene Ontology annotation, biological process: carbohydrate metabolic process. Gene Ontology annotation, molecular function: hydrolase activity, hydrolyzing O-glycosyl compounds. The record is from RefSeq and is a predicted model, not a curated record. The coding region runs from base 131 to 1576 and encodes 481 amino acids.